AGUUUUAAGGAAAUGUCAGGAUUAACUUACAGAGAAAUCAAUGGCGACCUUUUCAAAUGCCACAGUGAUUAUUCCAUGUGCCACUGCGUGGCUGCCGAUUUGCGAAUGGGCAGAGGCAUAGCUGUAAAUUUUCGCAACAAAUUUGGACAGUUGUUGAAUUUGCAGAGACAAAAUGUUCAGCCAGGCGGCGUGGCUGUCCUUCAGGACCAGCAGCGAUUUAUUUACUAUCUGAUCACCAAGAAAUCCAGCUGGGGAAAGCCCACCUACGAACUUCUCCAGAGUUCCUUGAUCGCCAUGCGAAAACACAUGAUCUCCCACCAAGUACCCAAGCUAGCCAUGCCCCGCAUUGGAUGCGGUUUGGAUGGCCUAAACUGGCCCAAAGUUAAGGAAAUAAUUUGCCAGGUUUUUCAAGCAGAUUCUGUUGAGCUGGUCGUUUAUAAUUAUGUUGCUAAGAAGUAAAGGGCACAUAUUAAAAUGAACAAUCCAUUAUUUUGCCUGUGGGGGCACAAAAUUGUAGACCACAAUCUCCAGCGGCUCUUGGCCAAAAACGUACUCGAGGACUCCGUUGACUUUUUCCCAUUCCAAGCCAUCAAUUCCGCAGCCAAUUUUCGGGAUGGCCAGCUUAUCCACGUUGUUUUUGCGCUAAUGUACGAAUGAUAAAAUGUAGCUCUUAUAAAUAUAACUUUUUUUUAUAUAUUAAAAAAAAUAAAAGCAGGGAUAAAUCCCAUCCAUAAAAGAUA
Drosophila simulans is the source of this 740-nucleotide messenger RNA. It is a transcript of the gene Targ3, whose product is annotated as ADP-ribose glycohydrolase OARD1. Bases 13 to 459 code for a protein of 148 amino acids. The transcript is spliced from 3 exons. Gene Ontology annotation, biological process: peptidyl-glutamate ADP-deribosylation. Lineage: Eukaryota; Metazoa; Arthropoda; Insecta; Diptera; Drosophilidae. The record is from RefSeq and is a predicted model, not a curated record.